This is a messenger RNA of Aspergillus lentulus, 1155 nucleotides long. RefSeq lists its product as uncharacterized. The record is from RefSeq and is a predicted model, not a curated record. Gene Ontology annotation, biological process: secondary metabolite biosynthetic process; amino acid activation for nonribosomal peptide biosynthetic process. Gene Ontology annotation, molecular function: phosphopantetheine binding; heme binding; monooxygenase activity. Gene Ontology annotation, cellular component: cytoplasm. NCBI's taxonomy places the organism in Eukaryota, Fungi, Ascomycota, Eurotiomycetes, Eurotiales, Aspergillaceae.
AUGCUGAGGAAGCCGGUAGCCCAUUUGUAUUCUAUGACAAACGUGAUCUCUCUCGAAUCCACCGUGGAUCAAGUACUCGAAAUCCUGUUUCAGCAAUUGGACGCACGGUUUGCGGAGACUGGACAUGUGUGUGAUCUGGGAAGUUGGUUACAGUUUUUUGCCUUUGACACGAUGGCUACUUUGACAUUCUCCAAACGAUACGGCUUUCUCGAGGAGGGCAGAGACGUCAAUGGUAUCCUGAAUGCCGUCGGGACGUUUAUGAAGAAAGCGGCUCCAAUAGGCCAGAUACCUUGGGUGGACCGCCUCCUGUAUAAGAAUCCGGUUGCCACAGUAUUCCAACGUACAGCUGGGUCUACGAUUCUUGGAAUGGUGAACCAGUAUAUCACAGAGCGGCAGUCACGACGAAACGACACGGGACAUCAUUUGGACAAACCAGAUAUGCUGUCAUACUUUCUGGAGGUUCAAGCAACCAAACUGAACGUACCACAAGGGGCGCCAAAGGCCUGGACCUUCGCCAAUGUAAAGGCUGGCUCUGAUUCUACUGCGAGCGCCAUGCAAACUAUGUUUUACUACCUACUCAUCCACCCGGACUCAAUGAACCGCCUGUUGGUAGAGCUUGAAGAGGUGUAUGUAUCUGAGGACGUACGAUGGCCGAUUCCCAAGUGGGAGCAAGUGCAGCGAUCGUCCUACUUGGACGCCUGCCUCAUGGAGGCCCUCCGCUUACACCCUCCUUUCUCUUUGCCGUUCGAGCGGGUAGUCCCAGCGGGCGGCAUAACAAUUUGUGGGCAGUAUCUACCUUCAGGAACUGUAGUCGGAAUGAACCCGUACGUCGUGAAUCAGCACCGGUCAACCUUCGGGGAGGAUGCGGCCAGAUGGAAACCAGAGCGAUGGAUCGAACUGAAGCCCGAAGAGAGGCGAAAGCUUGAACGCAAUGUGUUGACGGUAUGUUUUCUCUCUAUCUGCAGUAACGAAAGCUACUCCUACUUCCGUCACAUUGACCUCAUUAUGUCCAUUUCCUCCAGUUCGGGGCCGGGCGUCGAUCUUGCCUGGGAAAAAACAUUGCGGUUUUUGAAGUCAAGAAAUUGGUUGCAGCUCUACUUCUCCGCUACGAGGUAUAUCCCCCUGUCCGAGCGAGUCCUUUCGGGAUACUGCUGA